This is a messenger RNA of Protobothrops mucrosquamatus (brown spotted pit viper), 305 nucleotides long. RefSeq names its product cytochrome c oxidase subunit 7C, mitochondrial. Gene Ontology annotation, biological process: mitochondrial electron transport, cytochrome c to oxygen. The record is from RefSeq and is a predicted model, not a curated record. The transcript is spliced from 2 exons. Bases 84 to 275 code for a protein of 63 amino acids. Lineage: Eukaryota; Metazoa; Chordata; Lepidosauria; Squamata; Viperidae.
CCUGGGUCACGUGCCUCUAGAUUAACUGAAGGUCGUGAGGAAGAAGCAACCUUUUUUGUGACCGGGCUUAUAUUUCGGCCGUCAUGUUGAUUAGCAGCGUUCGUCGUUUCGGCACCUCCGCCCUUCGGCGGAUGCAUUACGAGGACGGGCCGGGAAAGAACCUCCCAUUCUCUGUUGAAAACAAAUGGAAAUUGUUAUUCGGAACCUUUAUCUUUACCCUAACUGGUAUUGGUGGUCCCUGUUUUAUUGUAAGGCAUCAGCUGCUUAAGCAGUGAAUAUGGGGUAAUUCCUACUUAUUUUCUUUU